AUGCUUUUCAAGCUAUUCGUUUUCUUCCAGGCACUCUCGCUGCUUCCUCUUGUCCUCGCAACCCAACCAGGAACCAAGCCAGUCUACCUCUCAAACCAAGCUUUGGCCAUUGAAAACUCGCCUCCAGAUUUUGGAAACCACUUCGCCGUACUGAACCUCGACCUGAUCGAUGCGAUCGUCGCUAAUGUGAACACUACGGACGAAGGGAAGAAAUGGAUCAACAAUACUGCCAGAUGGAUUGACGCAGUCCACAAGCAAAACCCCGCACUGCUGAACGUCUUCACGCGCAUCUACUUCUCCACAUCCCAGCGUCCCGAGGUCGGACCCGACACGCCAUUCGCGUCUGUCGUGGAGGGACUUGGUAAUCUGACAGAAUCCAGCGCGAAGAGCCAUAUCUAUACGGCCUUCAAGACGGAGGACGACGAUGUGGUGGUGCCGAAAACGAGGUAUUAUGCCGGGGCUGGGAACUCGAUCGAGGAGAUUCUGAACAGUCAGAAGAUAGAGACAGUGAUUCUGUCUGGUAUUCGAACAUCGGGAGUUGUACUCGCGACGGCGUUGAGGUUGUUUGAUUUGGAUUAUAACGUGUAUGUCAUCUCGAACAAUACCAUCGAGCCAGGUCCUACCGGGGAGAAGAUCCAACACUCCAUCCUCUACGACAUUUUCCCGAAAGUUCCAGUCAAGGUUAUCACGAUUGAAGAGGCUCUGGCGGGUUUGAAGACCUCGGGUUCAUCAGUCGUAUAA
Molecule: messenger RNA, 741 nt
Organism: Aspergillus melleus
Lineage: Eukaryota; Fungi; Ascomycota; Eurotiomycetes; Eurotiales; Aspergillaceae
Exons: 4
Coding region: 1-741 (246 amino acids)
Source: RefSeq, a predicted model, not a curated record